This is a messenger RNA of Penicillium odoratum, 1638 nucleotides long. Its product is annotated as putative metaphase-anaphase transition protein (Mlo2). Bases 1 to 1638 code for a protein of 545 amino acids. The transcript has 3 exons. Gene Ontology annotation, cellular component: cytoplasm. The record is from RefSeq and is a predicted model, not a curated record. Gene Ontology annotation, molecular function: zinc ion binding; ubiquitin protein ligase activity. Lineage: Eukaryota; Fungi; Ascomycota; Eurotiomycetes; Eurotiales; Aspergillaceae.
AUGGAGCAACCCACAAUUGUUCAGCCCAAGCCCGAAGGUGGCCGGCGCGAGAGCGUUGGAUCCCUUCAGUCUCAGACAGCCCGAGAAUUCAUCGAUGAUCAGAUGCGACUCGAGGCUGAUGCGCGCGAGAUUCUUCCUUAUUCCUUCGACUCUUGCACUUAUGCUCUCGGUCCACUUCGUCAGAGCCUCUUCGCCUGUUUGACCUGCAAUCCUCCUUCUGGCAAAAAAGACGACCUCUCCACUGCUGCAGGGAUCUGUUACUCCUGCUCCAUUGCCUGUCAUGGUGAACAUACUUUGGUGGAGCUUUUCAACAAGCGCAACUUUGUCUGUGACUGUGGAACCACUCGCAUGCCCACAACAUCACCCUGCACAUUGCGCGAAGACCCCAAGACAGGCCGCAAAGGUGUACACUCUCAGGAGCCAGCCAAGGACAACAAGUACAACCAUAACUUUCUCAACCGGUUCUGUGGCUGUGGGGAACAGUAUGAUCCCCACCAGGAAAAGGGUACGAUGUUCCAAUGCAUGGGCCUUGGUUCUGUUGAAUCGGGCGGUUGCGGUGAGGACUGGUGGCACCCAGAGUGUCUGAUCGGCUUGCCACGGGACUGGUACAAGAGCGCGGAAACUAAGACCUUCGGCGGUGGUGACGCCGCCGACGAAGAGGAAGAGACCCCUCUGCCCCCCGGAUUCCCCGCUGAAGAUGAUUUCGAUCAAUUUAUUUGCUUCAAAUGCAUCAAUUCAAACCCCUGGCUCAAGCGCUAUGCAGGAUCAAAGGGCUUCCUACCCCCAGUUUAUCAGGCAGGAGGCUUGAAGGGAUCUGCGCCAAAGGAGCCGACCGAGCAACAUUCGGAGUCCUCCAAGAAGCGCAAAGCAGAGGAUGACGAACCUUCCACCGAAGAACCGACAGCCAAGCGGACCAAGGAAAAAUCGCCCAAGCAAGAGUCUAUGGUGACUUCUAUUCUCGCUACCAUCGCCGAGCAACCUACAGAAACCAAAGAAGAAACCAAAGAAGAAACCAAAGAAGAAACCAAAGAAGAAACCAAAGAACAAACCAAAGAACAAACCAAAGAAGAAUCCAAGGAAGAUCUCAAACCCAAGGCUGAACCUGAAACCGAAUCAUCAAACACCCCUAUCCCCAAACAUACCCUCCUCCCCACCUCAACACCAACAGAAUUAUUCUCCCUCUUCCUCCAAGAAGACUUCUACUCCAACCUCUGCCGCUGCGCAGAAUGCUACCCCAACCUCAUCCCCUACCCCCAACUUCGCGAAGAAGAAGAAACCUACGAACCACCCCUCUCAGAAGACGGUGACGCCAACGGCGCCGCAAUCACAGGUACAGGCAGUAUUCUUGAACGCGGCGAAGCCGCACUUAGCAACGUUGACCGCGUGCGCGCUAUCGAGGGCGCGAUGGUCUACAACCAUCUCCGUGAUAAGGUGAAGGCAUUCUUGCGGCCGUUUGCCGAGAGCGGAACUGCUGUUAGUGCGGAGGAUGUGAAGGGGUAUUUCGAGAGAUUACGCGGUGAUGAGGAGGGGAUUAAGGAUGCGGCUAGUCGGGCUGAGACUGGUGGUGGCAAGGAUGAGGGAGCUGAUGGUCGGCGGGAGCAGAAUGGUGAGUUUGAUUAUACUGAUUCGAUUGAUUGA